CUUUUUGAGGUGUCUCGGAUUCUCAACACGGGCUUGGAUCGUGAGACGCUGGCCAUUUGCGUGAGCUUGAUGGAGGCUGGCAUCAAUCCCGAGGCGCUGGCGGCCGUCGUGAAGGAGCUGCGUCGUGAGGGCGAGGCCUUCAAGGUUUGUGGUGGUUCUGUCCUGGUCUGGGCACAUUUUCUACGUUGA
Monosiga brevicollis MX1 is the source of this 189-nucleotide messenger RNA. RefSeq lists its product as uncharacterized. The record is from RefSeq and is a predicted model, not a curated record. Gene Ontology annotation, cellular component: gamma-tubulin ring complex; spindle; interphase microtubule organizing center. Lineage: Eukaryota; Choanoflagellata; Craspedida; Salpingoecidae. Gene Ontology annotation, biological process: gamma-tubulin complex localization; microtubule nucleation by interphase microtubule organizing center; mitotic spindle assembly. The annotation marks the transcript as partial. The transcript has 2 exons.